UUUUCCUACGUCAGAACCAAAAGCCAGCACAGAAGCUGCGUGCUGCUGACUGAGCUAGAAGGGGCUUCCGGGGGAGAGAGCUUUCUGCAGAAGACGUGCAUCUAGCAGAGGGGCAGAGUGAGCGGGGAGCUGCACAGGUGCAAGCUCAGAGCAGAUUCUGGAAGAAACAUGAACAAAAUGAAUGGUAUCCUGUUCACUGUCUUCAUUGUUCUGAUUGCUUAUUGCAGUUCUGGAUAUGCCCUGAAGUGUUACAUCUGUGCAGAUAGUCCUUCAUUGUGUUUAACCAAUGCUACUUGCACCCAUGGAGAUGAUAGUUGCUUACAGAUCAGGUUUGGUAUGUAUACUAUCCCAGAGAAUAAAAUAAAUACAGAAAAAUUAACUCAUUCAAAGUCUGUGCAUUUCAAGUCUGGAAAUGUCCGACUCCGAGCGAGAAAAUUGCCACGCUGUAAAUUGCCGGGGCAGACAAGCCCUAGCCGCCUGCAGCGGGCUGGCCCCCUCCCAGACCGCGGGGCGGGAGGAGGGAGACGAGAAGAGGGUAAGGCGCCUGCCGAGCCGGGAGCCGCCCCUGGCGUCACCUGCUUCCCCGCAGCUCGGCCGGGAGCGGAGACCGUUGGGCUGCUGCGUAGCCCCCCGGAAGAUCUUUCGGCGGCGGCCCGGGCUGACGCGCCUCGCAGGCCGGCAGCGGAUAUAGGAAGAAACAUGAACGGGAACAAAACAAAUUGUGUCCUGCUCACUGGCUUCAUUAUUCUGGCUGUGUUUUGCAGUUCUGGAUAUAUGCUGAAGUGUUACAACUGUCCACUUACUGCUCUGCCAUGUAAGACCAAUAUUACCUGCCCAAGUGACACUGAUUCUUGCCUAUGGAUUAAAAGUGGUGACAGGACGCUCUCUGAUUGCUAUAAAUAUUCCAACUGCGACAUGAACGGAAUUAAAGAGAAAUACAAGUUUGACAACUUUAAUUUCAAAUGUUGCCAAAAAGAUCUGUGUAACAGGAGUCAAACCACAAUGAUUAGUACAGCAGUCUUCAGCGUUGCUACCGUGAUGACCAUGAUCUGGAUACUCUGCUUUUAAGAUGGAGGGGAAAAAAUAUAAUUUUGUUUUCUUAAAUACCUACUGAUUUAUAAAUCAUACAUAUAAACAUGCUGUCUAUUGUAUACAAUUUUUGUGCCUAGAGCAGUUGUGUUUGAGAAAGCAGACUUAAAAAAAACAGUUGUUGGAAAAGCUAUAUGUUAAAAUGUAGGGAAAGUACAUCUGUAGUGGUAGAUAAUUAUAACUUCUAUCAAGAAUCUGCAGUUAUGUGUUAUCUGGAGUAAAUUCUUUCCCUUGCUUGCAGUGAGUUUCACAUCUCUGAUCUGAUUUGAGUUUGUCCUUUGCACUCCAGUUGUGGCAAUGUUACAUAGCCUUUCAAAGGUGUAAGCCAUUUUUUAAAGUCAGACUAUUGUUUGUGAAACUGUUAGGAAUUGGUCUUGCCCAGCAGCUUUUCCUUUAUUUUCUUAUGUAAUUGUUUCUGCUUGAAAAUAUGUUUAACAAAUGCACCUAACUCCCCAUAUCAGGUCAUAAUUGCUUUUUUGUAGAACACUUAUAACUGCCAAAAUUGUAUUAUUAGUGGUACUGCUUUGUGGCUAAUGCACUGCAUGUUUAUACAUGAAAUGACUCUCGACAGUCUGUUUUGUUGUAAAGUGUAGUGACUCAGACUGGGGUGAUAUUUACAGUCCCUCUCAUAUUCCUGGAGAACUUCUGUAGGAGAACUUCUCCUUUCUGAGAAGUAAUGUAAAUACACUGAGGGGCAUGCUCCUACUUCACUUAGAGAAGGGGUGAAGUGAAUUACCACUGUCCUUUUUUUUUUUUGGUAUGCUUGAGAUCUUUAAUCUGUGGCAUCUAGAGUUUCCUAUGCUGAGCACUACACUUCAUCUUGGCGACUCUCUUUGAACAGAUUGUAAAGGCACCAUGAUGCAACUGAUGGCAAGUUUUUUUUCCUUCAAAAUGAUUUAUCCACUUAAACCAUUCUGUAACUUCAGUGAUCAUUCAGACUCAGCAGUAAUGUGGGGUGAUAAUAAAAUAUGAGCUGUGACUGGUUUAUUUA
Molecule: messenger RNA, 2080 nt
Organism: Chrysemys picta bellii (western painted turtle)
Lineage: Eukaryota; Metazoa; Chordata; Testudines; Emydidae
Source: RefSeq, a predicted model, not a curated record